Molecule: messenger RNA, 1599 nt
Organism: Durusdinium trenchii
Lineage: Eukaryota; Dinophyceae; Suessiales; Symbiodiniaceae
Source: the annotation of a GenBank genome assembly
AUGGAUAUUUCUUUGGAAGUGCAUCGGAGGAUCCUGCCAGUUUUGUCUGGAUAUUCUCAAGGUGGCGCAGUGGUGUCCAGACCGGCCUUGCAGGUCCCGCACAGGGUUUGGAGAAAGCGACUGCGAGCAGUUCCUCCACCACUUGAUGCGUCUUCUGCUUUUGGUCUUGAGUCGCAGCUCUUCGCGCUGGUCUCGCAGGCCAACGACAUGGUCUCCUCAGGUCUCGCGGGCAACCAGGGCUUCCUUAUGGCACCUCUCCUAUUUGUCGGAGGUCUCGCAUCAUCUUUGAACCCAUGCAAUAUGGCAUCACUGCCAGCAGCUGCAGCCAGUGUGACUGCACUGUCAAGGCAAAGCUCACCAGCUUUGCAAGCCUUGUCCUAUGCCUCAGGAUCCGCAGCCGUGCUGAUGGUGCUUGGUAUGGCGGUUGCUUUAGCUGGAGAGAGGCUGCCACUCGGAGAAGGAGUUCUACCCUGGCUUUUUCCGGUGGUGGCAACGGUGAUGGGUUUGAGCCUUCUCGAAGUGGUGCCAUUGAGCUUGACUGGGAUUCCAGGUCUUGGCCAAUUUGAAAGUGCGCCGUCCACUCUGCGUGGAUUCCUUCUGGGAGCCGCAAGUGCAGCAGGUUCGUCACCCUGCGCCACUCCAGUGCUCGUAACCAUUACCUCCUAUAUUGCAUCACACUCGGUAGGUGUUGCGGGCUCUGCAGCUUUGCUGUUUGCCUAUGCGAUGGGCUACAGCUUGCCGGUGGCUUUGGUAAGCAUGUCUACAAGCCUCCUGCCAGUUUUCCAGGAAGGCGGUGAGUGGGGUAAGAAAACGACUGGAGCUGCUAUCCUGUUGGUUGGAGCAUGGCAGUUGCUCACGCUUGUGCAUGACGUGUUUGGUCUUCAAGCUGAAGCGGCCAUCUAUGUUGCGCUGAUUGCAUCCACACUGGCUCUUUACAAUAAGACUCCGAAGGUGGGAUUGAAGGUCACCGCUCUGCAAGAGGCCGUGUACGAGUAUCAGCCGCUUCUGGACGUGCCUUCUAGCAGUUCGAUUUCAAUUCUGGACGAGCCGCGACGGUUGGCUUUGACCUCCCUUGUGGGGAGCGUUGUUGUGGCCAGCCUUUCGGAGGCAGCUCCAUGGCUGCGCGGCAGUACACAAGAAGAUGCUGCAUCCCUGAUCUUGCAAGCAGCAGCUGAAUCCAGACCAAUGCCAGUGGCAUUGCAAUCUGGCAAGCCUGUUCUAGUUGACUUUUCAGCCACUUGGUGCGUCGAUUGUCUCCAGUCCGCGCCAACUCUUCGAGAUUUGAAACGCCAGUUUGGGCAGGAUGUUGAGUUUGUGACUUUGGACGUAUCAAACUGGACUGCAAAUUCCGGCAACGACGACUUGGAUUGGUGGACGCGGGAAUUUCGAGUCGAUGGAAUUCCACAUAUUGCCUUUGUUCUUCCUGAUAGGCGGGUCCUCACUGCACUUAUUGGCAAUUUGCCAGCUGACGUCCUGCAAGCCAAUCUAGAGGCAUUCGCGAACUCCAAAACAGACAACGAGGAGGAACUGCCUGCAUUGCCCUACAUUAUGUUUGAUGCCUUUGACAAUGGACGUCGUCGAGUUCGAUUGAGAGCUUGA